AUGUCCGAGUCGUCCGAGUCGAUCGCCGACAUCAUCACGGACGAGUCGUUGCAGAAAGUGCUCGCCACGAGCACCGCAACGCUCGCCCAGUGCAUGGAACUGCUCGCCCUGCUCAACCCUGAGAACGCGCCCGAGAUCCCCGAGGAAUUGCACAAACUGGAGCUGGCCGUGUCGCGAGAGCGGAAGCGCCUGUUUACCCAGCUCGCCCUGCUCCGCGGCCAGAAUCGGAAUGCCAUCCUGAGUGUCCGGGAGAGCAAGCAGGCCACCGCGGAGGCACGCCAGGAGAUCGACCGUCUGCAUCUCGAGCUACAGAAUCUUUACUAUGAGCAGGAACAUCUGAAGAGCGAGAUCGCUGCCUGUGAGAACUACGAUCACCCAUACCGAAAGCUGCCCCUCAUUCCUGUCGAGGAGUUUCUGGAGCUUUUCCCCGAGCACCGCGAUUCCGAUGAACAUGAGUUGACGAUCGCCCGCAUCAACCAUGAACACGCCGAACGAGAGAAACUCGAGCAGCAACGCCAGGAAUUGCUCAAGCGCAAGCAAGCUCUGAUUGCGGAGAACAAGAAACGCAAGCAGGAUCUUGCUAGUCUUGACAACAAGCUGGAAGCUUUCCUCGAUGUAAGUCAGCGUUUCCACAUGAGCCAGUACAAAAAGCUGUUCGGUACUAAUCCAAUGCCCACCUCGCAACAGGCGGCCAAGCCCAUCGAGAAGAUCUUCGAGAAGGAGGGCCACUAA
Molecule: messenger RNA, 732 nt
Organism: Penicillium argentinense
Lineage: Eukaryota; Fungi; Ascomycota; Eurotiomycetes; Eurotiales; Aspergillaceae
Exons: 2
Coding region: 1-732 (243 amino acids)
Biological process (GO): positive regulation of DNA-templated transcription, elongation; mRNA export from nucleus
Cellular component (GO): THO complex part of transcription export complex
Molecular function (GO): mRNA binding
Source: RefSeq, a predicted model, not a curated record